AUGGAUAUGGAUUUAACAUAUAUUACAUCGUAUUCAUUAGAAGUUCUUCAUAUGAAUAAACAAAUUUUAAAUUCAUUGAAUAUUUCAUUUGGAAUUAAUUUAGUUGAUCAAUGUGUAGAAAUUGAUAAUUGUGUUGCAGAAAUUCUUUCAACAGAUCAUUCACAAGUUAUAUUAAAUUUAGAUGCAAAAUCUAAAUAUCCAAAUUUAACUCGAAAUCAAAUGCAAGAACUUAGUUUAAUUAAUGUUUUAAAUUUCCUAAUCAAUCAAAAUAUUGUUGAUAAAGAUACGCAUAUUGCAAUAACAAGUUGGAUUACGCGGCCCAUUAAAAGUGGCCAACAAACGAAUGAGUUAAGAUCCGGUAGUAUGGCUCAUACUGCAAAUGAAAUCUUUGAACACAUACUAAUACCACAUUCAUUUACAAAAUAA
Adineta steineri is the source of this 426-nucleotide messenger RNA. Lineage: Eukaryota; Metazoa; Rotifera; Eurotatoria; Adinetida; Adinetidae. The record is from the annotation of a GenBank genome assembly.